AUGAUGUACGUAUCGGAGGCUUGGGCAACACCAUCUGCGGUGAUGGAGUGGCUUGACUGCACGGAACGAAAGCUGCUUAGACGGCUGCUUGGCUACUUUUGGCCCGGGGUAUGCCACAAUGUGGAUCUUUACGCGGAAAUUGAUGUGGUAUUCCGGCGGAUGACAUGUGGAGGACAUCAACAUCUUGCACCGCCAUCGAAAGCGGCUGAGAGGAUAGGAAUAGUGGAGGAAACAAAAUUAGAACCAACAUUCGAAGAAGGUAUCAAGAAAGUUGAAGCGUAUAGACUCGCUGUUGAUAGUGCUUUGGAUGGGUUAGAAGCAAUGAUGCAGCCAAACCGCAGCGUGGUCGAAAGUGGAGCAAUUAUGGCUCCAGCAGGACAGAACCCUCAUGAACUUAUGUAUGCAGCAUGCUUGAAGCUGAAACAGUUUUUAGACACCAACGGCCAGGCUCGUCUAGAUAUAGUAAUGACGACAAUGGGUAAGCUGGCGGAGCAGGAACGUUUUUCUCAGACAAAAGGGCGAGCGGCAGUGCGGAGAAUUCGGCGCUUCGUUACUGUGGAUAAUCAACAAAUGAAGGAAGAUAUGGCAAAAAUGAGAAGCGGUUUGGAAAUAAUGGAUGUUGCUAGGCACGAGGUGAAAAAUUCUAAAACAAAAGAAGAACUUGAAGAAAAAGGAAUGGCAUAUCAUAAGUCUGUAAAGGCAUUCAACGAACAAGCAUCUAAGAUCCAGCUUGUUAUCGAUGAGCUUACGGCUACUAUUUUUACAAACCAAAGAGAGAUAGUGAAGUUCUUUAUUCAACGUGAGAAAUUUCAUUCGACGGCAGCAGGACUUUUAAAAGAAGCUAUUGACAAAUUAAAGAAGAAGUGA
Messenger RNA from Necator americanus (New World hookworm), 867 nucleotides. RefSeq lists its product as uncharacterized. Gene Ontology annotation, cellular component: cytoplasm. The transcript is spliced from 8 exons. The coding region runs from base 1 to 867 and encodes 288 amino acids. Gene Ontology annotation, molecular function: protein binding. Lineage: Eukaryota; Metazoa; Nematoda; Chromadorea; Rhabditida; Ancylostomatidae. The record is from RefSeq and is a predicted model, not a curated record.